Messenger RNA from Grammomys surdaster, 4156 nucleotides. RefSeq names its product zinc finger MYND-type containing 11 (gene Zmynd11). Lineage: Eukaryota; Metazoa; Chordata; Mammalia; Rodentia; Muridae. Gene Ontology annotation, biological process: regulation of transcription elongation by RNA polymerase II. Gene Ontology annotation, molecular function: protein binding; DNA binding; transcription corepressor activity. The transcript is spliced from 15 exons. The record is from RefSeq and is a predicted model, not a curated record. Bases 138 to 2114 code for a protein of 658 amino acids.
UGGCCGGCCGCCGCGCCCGCACCGUGUGAACCGCCUCUUGGUGGGGAUGCCAACUUUGCCCCCAGGCGUCCUCUGCAGCCCCGCAGGCCCAGCGCCGCCGUCGGGCUGAGGAGACGCGCUAAAGAAGUAAACAGGUCAUGGCACGUUUAACAAAAAGACGACAGGCGGACACAAAAGCUAUCCAGCAUCUUUGGGCAGCCAUUGAAAUUAUCAGGAAUCAGAAGCAGAUUGCCAACAUUGAUCGUAUUACAAAGUAUAUGUCCCGAGUCCACGGUAUGCAUCCCAAAGAGACCACCCGGCAGCUGAGCUUAGCUGUGAAAGAUGGUCUUAUUGUCGAAACUCUAACAGUGGGCUGCAAAGGUUCAAAAGCUGGUAUUGAACAGGAAGGAUAUUGGUUACCAGGAGAUGAGAUUGACUGGGAAACAGAAACUCAUGACUGGUAUUGUUUUGAAUGCCAUUUGCCUGGAGAGGUGUUGAUAUGUGACCUGUGUUUUCGUGUGUAUCAUUCCAAGUGUUUGUCUGAUGAGUUCAGGCUUAGAGACAGCAGUAGUCACUGGCAGUGCCCAGUUUGCAGGAGCAUUAAGAAGAAGCACUCUAACAAGCAGGAGAUGGGCACCUACUUGAGGUUCAUCGUCUCCCGCAUGAAGGAGCGGGCUAUAGACCUUAAUAAAAAAGGAAAGGACAGUAAGCAUCCGAUGUACCGGAGGCUGGUCCAUUCAGCUGUUGAUGUCCCUACCAUACAAGAGAAGGUGAAUGAGGGGAAGUACCGGAGUUACGAGGAGUUCAAGGCUGACGCGCAGCUGCUGCUCCACAACACAGUGAUCUUCUAUGGAGCAGACAGUGAGCAAGCGGACAUUGCAAGGAUGUUAUAUAAAGACACGUGUCAUGAGCUGGACGAGCUGCAGCUUUGCAAGAACUGCUUCUAUCUGUCAAACGCACGGCCUGACAACUGGUUCUGCUACCCUUGCAUACCUAAUCAUGAGCUGGUUUGGGCUAAAAUGAAAGGUUUUGGGUUUUGGCCAGCCAAAGUCAUGCAGAAAGAAGACAAUCAAGUUGAUGUUCGCUUCUUUGGCCAUCACCACCAGAGGGCCUGGAUCCCUUCUGAAAACAUCCAGGAUAUCACGGUCAAUGUGCACCGGCUGCAUGUGAAGCGCAGCAUGGGCUGGAAAAAGGCCUGUGAUGAGCUGGAACUGCAUCAGCGGUUUCUCCGUGAAGGAAGGUUCUGGAAGUCUAAGAAUGAGGACCGAGGUGAGGAAGAGGCAGAAUCCAGUAUCUCCUCCACCAGUAAUGAGCAGCUGAAGGUCACUCAAGAGCCAAGAGCAAAGAAAGGACGACGUAAUCAGAGUGUGGAGCCCAAAAAGGAAGUAAGUUGCCCGCCUCACAGUGUCCAGGUGGCAAUCGAAAGAGGAAAGAGUCUCAAAGUACGCUCAAGACAGUCAAGUAAUAUCCGUCAAGUUAAGGCCCAGUCUCCCGACUCCUGUCGUUGUGGACUGCUGCUCGACCAGCACACGAGUGCACAGUCUCCGUCCCCAGAACCAGAGCCAGAAACGGAAGCAGUAAGUUCCAGCCAGGAAAUUCCCACAAUGCCUCAGCCAAUUGAGAGGGUGUCAGUGUCAACCCAGACCAAGAAGUUAAGUGCCUCUUCCCCAAGAAUGCUGCAUCGGAGCACCCAGACGACUAGCGAUGGCGUCUGUCAGAGCAUGUGCCACGACAAGUACACCAAAAUUUUUAAUGACUUUAAGGACAGGAUGAAGUCGGACCACAAGCGAGAAACAGAAAGAGUGGUCCGUGAAGCGCUGGAAAAGUUGCGUUCUGAAAUGGAAGAAGAAAAAAGACAAGCUGUAAAUAAAGCUGUAGCCAACAUGCAGGGUGAGAUGGACAGAAAGUGUAAGCAGGUGAAGGAGAAGUGUAAGGAGGAAUUUGUAGAGGAGAUCAAGAAGCUCGCGGCGCAGCACAAGCAGCUCAUUUCUCAGACCAAGAAGAAGCAGUGGUGCUACAACUGUGAGGAGGAGGCCAUGUACCACUGCUGCUGGAACACGUCCUACUGCUCCAUCAAGUGCCAGCAGGAGCACUGGCACGCAGAGCACAAGCGCACCUGCCGCCGGAAGAGAUGAGCCUGCCGCCACCCUCACACGCAGCGGUUGUUGUUCCCAAGAAGCCAAAAUUGUUUAGAAUUUGCUUCCCAUUUUGCACCAGCCUUUAAACACUUUUCGUGGUGAAAUUUUGCACAGUAGUUUAAAUCUUUUGUUAAUGCUCCUCCGGCAUUUUUCGGGGGCUGAAGUAACAUCAAUGGAGGGUAUUACUCUAAAUAAAUCUAAUUGAAGAUUUGUUGCAUUUUCAGCAAAUUUUAAAACAUUUUUAGGUUUUACAGAAAUUUUAACCUUUAAACAACAGAUCUUAAAAAAAACAACAGGUGAAUAUGAGAGAGUCUAACAGAGACAGACCAGAGCUGAAUGUAAGAGCGGCAGAUGCUUCAGAACAGACUACCUGGCCGUGACCUGGCCGUGACCUUGCUGAGCUGGUUUUGUGCGGAUUGCUCACUGCCCGCAGGCCUUGCCUGGGGCUGUGCUGGCGGCGUGUGAUUGAAUAUAGGGAACAGGGUUGACACAGCAGGGCUAGCCCUGCAUAUUUUUUCUUAACUAUUUCCCAAUUGUGUUUUCAUUAUUUCUUUUCAAUAUAUAACUUUUAUAACAAAUUAUUAGCUUUGAUCUUGUAGUUUAAAAUUGCAGGGAAACUGGGGUAAUCUUUUACUGAGCUGGAUCUUAGAGAAAAAUGAAUAUUUAAAUUUUAAAGUUUGCACAUUUCAUCUUUAUCCUGACGUGAGUGCUUGUAACAAAAUCAGCAGCAAAAACAAAAAUCAAAAGCCAAAAACUACCUGUACUCAGAACAUGGAAUUACAGCUGAGGCAUACAAGUUUAUAACUGAGUCCCCUCCCACCUCCCUAGUGCCACCCUAACCUACCCUGUGUCUCCUAAUCAGAGGGAGAGAGCACUUGCGUGUCACAGAAGCCGUUGUAUUGUAGGGGAGGGUCAUUGCUACUAAGGAAUCCCUCACUGUACACAGUGAGGCUGCAUGCUACUUUCCUUGUAUUAAAGAUACCGUGAUGUGUACAAAGUCUGUAUCUGCGGGAUGUCUGGUUAAGAAGCAUUACUGGUAGGAAUGGAUCGAUAGUUGAAUCACAUUUUUUAUACAUAGAUAUAUAAAAGACAACCAGGAAAAUUAAAUUUCUUUAAAACUAUCUCACCAAUUGGUUUUUUUUUUCUCCUCCAAGACCCAUCACAGACCAAACCAAAUUCCUACUUUAUCCUUUAGUUAUUUUUUGAGGUUAGAGAAAUAAUUUGUAAAUAUUUAUUUAGACCUUUGAUAUUUAUUAAAGCAAUUACAACAGAAGUGAAAGAGUCGGGAGAAAAGCCUUUAAGACAGUUUUCUCCGGUCCAUCAGGGUCACUCUAAAGAUGAAAGUAAGGAGCCGUCUGUGAGACCUCCUCCCCGGUGGGUGCCGGUGCUAUUGCAGACAUGUAACUACUGCCACUCGGGGGUGCUCUUUUGUAUAAGCCCAUGAGCUCCCCCAGGUUAUAAGGUAACCGCACUAGCUUGGCACCGCCCCCUCCUCGCUGCCGUGUACCAGCACUGCUGCUGCGCUGCCCGAACAAGGACACUUGACAGUCUGUGAUUGUUUUCAGGUCUUCAGACGUCGAUCCACCCCUGUGAGAGCAAGUUAUCGUGGGAAUAUUUUUGGUGUAAAAUCAUUCCAGAGUAUGUACUAUUUACCUGAUAGCUGCAUGAAAGUGAGGUUCCUGUUACUUUGGCUUCUUGUCUCUGUCGGCACGGCUGCACAUUUCCAAGUUACUACAGUGUGAAAACUGUGUGUUAAAAAAAAAAAAACAAAAUUAAAAAAAGAGAUUGUGGCCUGGUUUUGUAAAAGUUUUAGGUAAAAUUACAAUUGAUUGUUUUAGGAAUCAUUAAAAUUUUCUGCAAUCAUAAAGCUCUAUCCAGGUGUUGAGUUUACCACUCUGCACAUUGUAAGUACCCAUUGUGGCUGUCCAGUUCUAUGAUGCGUUCUGGCAUUUUGUAAGCUGCUCUGACUAGCAAUAUAUAGAUUUCAUUUACUGUGUUAACAUUGGUUAAUAAAUGUAUUUAAAAAAAAAAACCAACAA